This is a messenger RNA of Dama dama (fallow deer), 2450 nucleotides long. RefSeq names its product hydroxysteroid 17-beta dehydrogenase 7 (gene HSD17B7). Bases 336 to 1229 code for a protein of 297 amino acids. Gene Ontology annotation, cellular component: endoplasmic reticulum membrane. Gene Ontology annotation, biological process: cholesterol biosynthetic process. Gene Ontology annotation, molecular function: 3-beta-hydroxysteroid 3-dehydrogenase (NADP+) activity; estradiol 17-beta-dehydrogenase [NAD(P)+] activity; 5-alpha-androstane-3-beta,17-beta-diol dehydrogenase (NADP+) activity. The transcript is spliced from 9 exons. Lineage: Eukaryota; Metazoa; Chordata; Mammalia; Artiodactyla; Cervidae. The record is from RefSeq and is a predicted model, not a curated record.
GGGAGCAGGAAGUACCAAGCCAGGUGGACCCGCCACCGACCGACCCCGGGAGCCCCUAUCGCUGACCCUGCCUCGGUGGGGGCGCGGGCCGGAGACCCUGUCCGGCUUUUCUCUGGGCUGCCCUAUGCGCGAGGUACCAGGCCUGUCGGCGUCGUGAGCGGCUCAGUAACGUGCUUUCAAUUAAACACGACAGCGAAAAUAAAAGGCGGGCGCCGCUCAGAGAUGAGUCUCAGUGACGUCCUGUCGGUCUGCAGAGAAGUGGCGUGGGCCUAGCCCUCUGCAGGCGGUUGCUGGAAGAAGAUGAUGCGCUUCACCUGUGCUUGGCGUGCAGGAACAUGAGCAAAGCAGAAGCUGUCCGCACCUCUCUGCUGGCCUCCCACCCCGCUGCUGAGGUCUCCAUCGUGCAGGUGGAUGUCAGCAGCCUGCCGUCCGUGUUCCAGGCCACCAAGGAGCUCAAGCAAAGGUUUCAGAGAUUAGACUAUGUAUAUCUAAAUGCUGGGAUCAUGCCUAAUCCACAGCUAAAUAUCAAAGCACUUUUUCGUGGUCUCUUUUCAAGAAACGUGAUUCAUAUGUUCUCCACAGCUGAAGGACUGCUGACACAGAAUGACAUGCUUACUCCUGAUGGGCUCCAGGAGGUGUUUGAAACCAAUGUCUUUGGCCACUUUAUCCUGAUUCAGGAACUAGAAUCUCUCCUAUGUCACAGUGAGAGUCCAUCUCAGCUCAUCUGGACAUCAUCUCGCAAUGCAAAGAAAUCUAAUUUCAGCCUUGAGGAUGUCCAGCACAGCAAAGGCCAGGAGCCCUACAGCUCUUCCAAAUAUGCCAUUGACCUUCUGAGUGUGGCUUUGAACAGGAACUUCAACCAGCAGGGUCUGUAUUCCAGUGUCGUGUGCCCAGGGACGAUGCUGACCAGUCUGACGUAUGGAAUCCUUCCUCCCUUUGUGUGGAUGUUAAUCAUGCCAAUCAUAUGGCUGUUACGCUUUUUUGCAAAUGCUUUCACGCUGACACCUCAGAAUGGAACAGAAGCACUGGUCUGGCUUUUCCACCAAAAGCCCGAGUCUCUCAAUCCUCUGGUGAAGUAUCUGAGUGCCACCACUGGCUUUGGAAGCAAUUAUGUGACGUCCAAAAAGAUGGACCUAGAUGAAGACACUGCUGAAAAAUUUUACCAAAAGUUACUGAAACUUGAAAAGCAGAUUAGGGUCACCAUGCAGAAAACCAAUAACCAGAACUGAAAAUGAUGCUCUCUGAAACAUUCUGUGCCUUUUGGGGAUUCUGGAGUGCGUGGGUUUCUCCUGAGCUGGAUCAUGUGCAUUUGUGGUAAACACUGAUUUCUGAUGGUCUCUUCAUUGCAGAAUCACCUCUGUGAUUAUGUGUGUGUGUGCAUGUGAGAAAAGAAUAUCUGAUAUUUUAUCAGUCUCUAAGAAUGAUGUCACAUCAAAGUCGUGCUAGAGGCACCCAACUGAGUCUCCGUUUGUUCAGCCAGCAAGAGCACAAGCUCUGCUUCAUGGGACGAGGUGUUGACUUGAAUAAUUAUGACACAGACACACACUGAUUCUCCUUUCACCUGCCCCAGAAGGAGGACAUAAUACUCAUUCUCUGAGUAGCAAUCUUAGCCUUGUUCUUCACAAGUAGUUUUCCCUGGUUUUGUACCUUAUUUCUUCCUCCACAUGCCACAUUUAAAAAUCCUGAUACAGAUGCCCAUGUUAUUAAUCAUCAUAGUAACAAUAUACUUAUAUGUAUUUGGGCCACCUGAAUUAUUUUCUCUUUAUUUUAAAAGUAUCUUUUAUUGAUAUUGAGAUAGUCCAUGUUAAUAGUGGGCCUGACCUUCACCACAGUUUACAAAUUUAUUACUGACCAACUUGUUUCCAUGACAUAUUUUAGUGGAUGUAAUCCUGCACCAAAAAUAAUUUACUCAAAUUGUUUCAAUGAAUUUACUCAGAUUUUUCAAAUGAAUAAUUACUGGUGGAAUGUCUCUCAGUAUCAGUAGUGGUUGAAAGUGGUUAGGACUAGUUUGCAUGAUGUCAAGACAAAAUGCUAAAAUUCCUAGGUGUUUCAGCCAACAUCUGGAAUAUUAGAGUAAUAUUUUGAAUGAGUUAAUAUGAAAAAUUACAUGUAAAUAUAAUGUCUAUAUGUUUUAAAGUGUGGAAUUUUGGUUAUUCUUUCUCUAAGUUUGUUGCUAAAGAUAUUUUUAAUAACUUUAAACAUAAAUGAAAAUGAGAGCUGACCACUCUCCAUUCUCUUUGAGAAAGAAGGGUGAAGUUAGAGAGCUGAAAGCAUAGAGCUGGUUUUCACUCUUGUGUUUACUCACUUAAUUGGGAAGAAGUACAUUUUUGUGGAUCUCAAGCUUUCUGUCUGUGAAGUGGAAUAAUUAUCUUUCUGUGUUCUCUGUUCAUGGAAAUGAAGUGAGAAUUAAAGGCAGUAAUAUAUGUGAAUAAAGAGCAUUUUUUUGAGAA